AUGGCCCCCCAGCAAGGGAUCAUGAGUCAGGGAAUGGGUCAAGGGAUGGGGCAGGGCAUGGGUCAAGGCAUGGGGCAGGGCAUGGGGCAGGGCAUGGGAGGGGUGGGGGUCGGGGUGGGGCAUGGGAACGUCCAGGGCGCGGGCAUGAUGGGAGGUGGUGCUAUGUCCACAAUGAGCAUGGGAGACUAUUCCUUGGAAGAUGUCCUCGGGCCGUUCCCGUGUGUGAGGCUGCGUGGCUUGCCCUUCGAGGCCACCAUCGACGACGUCCUUCGCUUCUUCCAGGGGCUUGUGCCCUUGGACGUGGUUAUGGUUACCAGAGCCGACGGUAGGGGGGCGGGGGAGGCGAUCGUCGUGCUGCCGAACCUGAUGGAGAUGCAGAUGGCGCUCUCCAGGGACAAGCAGCACAUGGGCCGCAGGUACAUUGAGAUCUUCCAGUCCAAGCGCAUGGACUACUACUCGGCGGUGGUCGGACAGCUGCAGUCGCAGAACAUGGGCGGCAUGCAGAGGCAGGGAGGCGGGGGCAUGGGCCACGGGUCCAUGGGUGGAGGGGGCGCGGGGGGCCUCGGCCCUGACGGCAUGGCCAUGCCCGUGGUCCACACGGGGGUGAUCCGUAUGCGAGGUCUCCCUUUCUCGGCUACAAAGCAAGAUGUCCUCAACUUUUUCCAAGGGAUGUCGGUCACGGAAGACGCGAUCCAGUUCGUGGUACGCGGGGAUGGCAGGGUUACCGGAGAAGCUUUCGUGUCUUUCAGCUCUCCUGCGGAAUCGGAGGCGUGCCGCCAUGUCUAGGAACGGGAACCACAUGGGCACCCGCUACGUGGAGCUGUUCGCUUCCACCCCGGAGGAGAUCGUGCGGCACAUGAACAGGACCUAAGAGGCACCUUUAUGCCUCGGCGGCACAUUGGGACGUAGACGAUGAUGCUUCUUUCGGACAUGAUGCUUAGGCACGGCACGGCAUCGAGAACACAGCACAGCAGUGAGAGUUCCGUUGGGACCGGGAAGGCUGACAAACUUGCCGUACUGGUACGUGCGUAUAUAUUCUGCUUUUUUUUCAGUCAUUUAAUGAAGUCUGUCAAAGUCUGAGAGCUUUGGGGAAGAUUGUAGUUGGGAUGAUACCAAGCAGGGGCGGGGAGCAAGGCUGGGCGGGGAAUUGGGGGAGGGGGGGGUAACGUAGGUUUUGGAUGCUGAUAUAUUCUGGUUGGUAGAUGUGGUAGAAUGUUGAGCGUCUGGAGGGCGGGGGCGGGGGGGCAGGUGGAGUUAGCUCUGGUUUGAGGGUCUGAGGUGUAAGAGGAAGAGGAGGGGAUCGUCUCGAGAUGGGUUGUUUUGAGUACUUUUAGCGAGUGGUCUCUCUGCUCGAAAACUUUGAUGAAAAAGGCGUUGUCUGUCUGUGGUUUGUUGCACACACGAAGAAAAGAAAGAGAAAAAAAAGGGCAGCUGAGUUUGGUGUUGGUUGACACAGCAGUCAGUGGAAAGAAAGGAAAGGAAAGGAAAGGGAGAGGGAGGAAGGACUUUGUUUUGCUGGCGGGGGCGGGCAGGCACUGUGCCGGCACUACUCCGCGAGAGAUGUGUAGGCUUAUGUUGCACGAGCGGUAGAGAGCAGCGGUAGCGCAUAUCGGUAACAGGAGCAAAACAGCAACAACAGAGCGGGGUUUUCUUCGUCUCCGUUCUCCGAACAGAAACACCCUGAGCAGGGCGUUCGCCGUAGAAAGGGCAGGCUGCUGCUUUUCGGCAGGCAGGUCGUUCGUUUUGCCUUCCCGGCAACGCGAAAGCGCGAUAGGCUUGUUGAUGGAUAGACCCGCCCCCGGUAUUGGGAGGCGGUUUUUCAAGCUAGGCUGUUUUUUCGCAGUACUCCGCGCGCAGUAGAGGUCCGGCGGUAGUUCGGUUUGGCAAUAGACCGUGGGCCUUGGCUUGGGCAUGACAACGCGCAUGUCUUGGGAGGAAGAAGGGCGAUCGACACAAGAACGUCUAGUGCUUCCUUUUUCUCAAAGGGGUGGGUGGGUUGAGGGCGGGGGGGGUGUGGGGGCUGUUGACCACUGUAAACCUACGGCGCCUGUGUUUUGUUUGAUGUUGUAGGGCACGAGUUUGCGGCGAAUGCUCUUGCCAAUGUACGGCUGCCCCUCCUCCCCCCCAAGCGAGAUGUCUGCUUGGCGGCGAACACUCACUCUCUUGUCCCUCGUGACAAGAGAAUGAAUCCAUCUCCACGCCGGAAGUCGGCCGCCCAUGUUCGUUGACGUUGCUUGGCCGCACGCGCGUGGAGAGUGCUUCUAUGUUUCGUUUUGGUGGUGCCGUCAUCGCUUCCGCUGGCGACUAUCUAUCUAGCCCGGACGGACUACUUGCCGCUGCCGCUGCUACCGCCGCUGCUGCUGCUUCUUGUUGUGGUUGUUGUUGUUGGUGUUCGUGUCAGGGUUGACGAAGAGUUCGCACUCUUUGCCAAGUUGGCCUUGCGGUAGGGUUUUGUUGCAUCGGCCGGAGCGAGUUGAGUCGGGGAAAGAGUGGAUAGAUGGAGGCCGGGUGCGAUAACCGUCGGGUGCGAUUACCUUUGCCGGCUGCUUCGGCGUGUUGAUUCUCAGUUUUCGCUCCCCAAGAGAAAGUUUGUUGAUUGUCUGGGGGUAUGCUUUUUUUUUUUCACUCGUGCACCCCCCCGUGUGUUCUGAUGCUUCCCGAAUCGGAAAACUCCGGAGUUAGUAGGUGGGUCUCGUUGGCCUCUCCUCUCUCCCAUGCGUGCGUGCAUGGUGUCUACGCGGGGUUUUCGCUGUCUCCAUCCCUCGUGGGCAUGGCGUGAUCCAUCAUUUCCGUUUUUUUUCGAUCGUUUGUUCCGUUCGUUGGUUGGUAUUUCGGCGGUUUUCUUUUUAUAGUGUCAUCAUCAUAUUAUUCUGGGCUGUGUGUAUUGUCUUUCUCUCUCUCUCUCUCUCUCUCUCUCUCUCGUCGCCAGUCAUCCACCAUGUUGUCUGUCUUAGCUCUUCUCAUCUUCCUUUCGGUUCUUUUUUUGGGUCGGUUGUUUGUUCCCUCUGACUUGCUUCUCUCUGUCUGUGGUGGUCCGUGUGGGGUGAUUGUGCCGGCCAAAACAGAGGAGCACGCCGUUAAGCGUCGCGCUUCUUCAUCUGCCACCCCCACGCGUUUUAGGUGACUUUUGUUAUCGGGUGGCGGGGCGGGGGGGCGUAGAUGUAGGCAGUUUACCUCCGAUUUUACGCGUCUGUGGCUUCUUAGCACAUGGGGCGAGCCAGCGAUGAGAUUGUGCGUGCUCAAUUCGAUUCGUUGGGUGUUGUUGCUGUGGAAAGUGUAGGUGUAGGUGUUGUUGCUGUUGUUGUUGUUGUUGUUGUUGAAGCUGCUACCGCUGCCGCUACUGCCGCCGCCGCUACUGCUGCUGCUGCUGCUGCUGCUGCUGCUGCUGCUGCUGCCUUGCGUGGUGGCGAUGAAAUUCUGGUCGUCCUUUUGUCCUCCCCAUGCUUGACCGGCCCACAAGUCCGUCUUCGGAAUAAAUGUCGUACGGACUCACGUCAAGUUGGACUUGAGCCUUCUAGACCUCAACCACUGUCGCCUCUCCCCCUCCCCCGGCAACUGAAUCGGAAAAGCCAUGGGCAAAACGGGAUGAUGUUGAUGCGAGAAAACAAGCUCGGAAACGCUGUAGCAUGGGGCGAGAGGAGGCACUUACGUUGAAACAAGGGUUUUGGGGGUUGAUUUUCGGGAUUUGUCGCAACAAAGGCCGGUUUUUUGUCUGCUCAAGGGGCCAUCUAUAUAUCUUUAGCUGUGUAUCUAACGGAGCGGUUGGUCGUGAGGUAGCGAGACAGAUGAUGAUGUUGUUGUUGACGUCGUUGGUAACUUUCUUUUUGUCAUGGUCCACUGCUGCUGCUUGUCGUGGCAGAAUGUCGAUGGUACUUGUUUUGGGAUGCGUGUAUCUGCGAGGACGUGUCAACUGGCGGCAGAGACAUCAGUCAUCGUUCGUUUUUUUUUUUGUUUUUGAUACCGGCGACAGGAGGUACGUCACCGGCAGUAGAUCACGCGCUUGAGGUGUAUUUGGUCGUUCAGGCGUGGGCUAGUAGGGGUUUGCUAUGUUGUUCCAACCCCGGUUGGGCGUGCGUUUUUCGGGAAGGUUUCGAAUCAACGAAUGGCAGGCACAGUACGAUGGUUUUGGAAGUCGAGGCGGGAUUUGGGGGCGCUGACGCCCGGUGAACAAGGUAGAGUCGGGCGGCUGUGAAUUGAUGUAAAGCAAGGACGGGUGGGGGGUUGUGGUGUGCCGGCACCGCUUGAUUGUUCGUUUGCGUGAAAAGCGCAACAAAUGGCACACGAGGGGGCUCUUCUUUCCCUCACCCCGCCCUUCCUGCGUUUUGUUUGUCCCAAGUUAUCCUCCACGCCGGCACUUGCUCAUGAAGGAGAGAGUAGGUUGUUGUUGUUGGUUAGCCAUGGCAUGGAAGAGUGACGCCGCGUGCUGGUUGCCCUGAACGAGCGUCCUCCGCAGUGCAGUGCAUGACUUGGGUGUCGGUGCCUAUUUGGGGACUAUGUAGGGAUGUGGAUGAUGACCAACACACACACUCGGUGUGAGACUAGAUUCCCUUGAGGGAUGAAGAAAAAGCAAAAAGUAAGUGUAACAACAGUCGAGGGACACGGGGCGUACUCAAAUAAUACCGUCGGAUGGGAUGUAUUUUCACUCCUCGUGAUGUUUUUGCCAACGGGAUACAACAAGCUUAAGAAUUUGUUCGCAAUAAUUAUUAUGUGCAUUACAGCCACCUUACCUAUAAACGAC
Molecule: messenger RNA, 4738 nt
Organism: Ectocarpus sp. CCAP 1310/34
Lineage: Eukaryota; Phaeophyceae; Ectocarpales; Ectocarpaceae
Source: the annotation of a GenBank genome assembly